Lagopus muta (rock ptarmigan) is the source of this 751-nucleotide messenger RNA. RefSeq names its product O-acyl-ADP-ribose deacylase 1 (gene OARD1). Gene Ontology annotation, biological process: peptidyl-glutamate ADP-deribosylation. The record is from RefSeq and is a predicted model, not a curated record. The transcript is spliced from 6 exons. Bases 158 to 610 code for a protein of 150 amino acids. Lineage: Eukaryota; Metazoa; Chordata; Aves; Galliformes; Phasianidae.
CGGCCUUCGGAAUGUUCUCGGCGGGUACCAUAGAGGCGGCGUUCCUCCAGCCCGCCUAGAGGGGCUGGCCAGCGAGCGGGCGGCGGCGGCCAUUUUCACGUGAUGCUGGGAGUGCCAUAGUGGAGCCACUGAAGCCUUCACCGCAGCCCGCCUUGCCAUGGCCACCCACGGCCCGGAGCAGGGCGAGUGGAUGAAGUGUGUUAAGGGAGACCUGUUUUCCUGCCCCCCGACGGACGCGUUGGCUCAUUGCAUCAGUGAGGACUGUCGCAUGGGUGCAGGGAUAGCUGUUCUUUUUAAGAAAAAGUUUGGAGGCGUCGAAGAACUGUUAGGGCAACAAAAGAAGACUGGGGAGGUGGCAGUUCUCCAACGAGAUGACCGGUAUAUUUACUACCUGAUUACGAAGAAGAAAGUUUCUCACAAACCAACAUACGAGGACAUGCGGAAGAGUUUAGAAGCCAUGAAAACUCACUGUCUAAACAAUGGAGUUACUGAUAUUUCCAUGCCUAAAAUUGGGUGUGGACUGGACGGCCUGGAUUGGGAUAAAGUUUCAGCAAUACUUGGGGAAGUGUUCGAAAACACAGAUAUAAAGAUCACUGUUUAUACUCUCUGAACAAAAGAGUCUCAUUUCCCUGGCUUUCAACAGCAGCAACUUCUUAACUGAGGAGGGGGAAAACUGCAUGCUGAGCACAGCUCACUCGUGUGUUGGUGGUGGCCGUGGCUCUAAAAGAAAAUAAAAAGCUCAAAAGUCUCA